This is a messenger RNA of Silurus meridionalis, 1953 nucleotides long. It is a transcript of the gene ppp1r42, whose product is annotated as protein phosphatase 1, regulatory subunit 42. The transcript is spliced from 9 exons. The coding region runs from base 140 to 1168 and encodes 342 amino acids. The record is from RefSeq and is a predicted model, not a curated record. Gene Ontology annotation, molecular function: protein binding. Lineage: Eukaryota; Metazoa; Chordata; Actinopteri; Siluriformes; Siluridae.
GUGGUGGGAGGGGUAUCCAUAGCAACAGCAGCUCUCACUUCCGUAAACAAUUUGGUUUGGCGUGUAGGACGAACGAGCUCCUGGAGGAUCUGGUUUAUUUUUAUUAUUAUUAUCCGUUCUGCUUAAAGUCUGAGCUGCCAUGGUUCACCUGACCGUAGAUCUGAUUGCCAGAUCUAACCAUCGCCUGAAGACCAAAAGAAAUUUCUCAACCCAACAUUAUCUCCAGAACUUGACUCAUCUCAACUUUUCAAAUCGAAACAUUGACAAAAUUGAUGAUCUGUCCGUGUGCAAAAACCUCACCGUCCUGUACUUGUAUGACAAUCAAAUCACACACAUCUGCAACCUGAAUUUUGCUUCCAAGCUCACACACUUGUACAUGCAGAACAACAAGAUCACUCACAUAGAGAACUUGGCAGGUUUGCAGAUGCUCUCCAAAUUGUUUCUUGGGGGCAACAGCAUUACACUGGUCGAGGGUUUGGAGCAACUGAGAGAACUGAGGGAGCUGCACAUCGAAGGCCAGAGGCUCCCACCAGGAGAGAAGCUUCUCUUUGACCCUCAGACUGUCCACAGCCUGUCGAAGUCUUUAUGUAUUUUGAAUAUCAGCAACAACAAGAUUGAUGAGGUACAGGAUCUGGCCGUCCUUAACAAACUGACACAUUUCUAUGCUGCAGAAAACCAGUUAGAGGACAUACAGGAAUUGGAGACGGUCUUUAGCCAGUGGCCUCAACUGCAUCAAAUGGAUUUGCAGGGAAACCCUGUCUGUCGUAAACCCAAAUACCGAGACAGAAUAAUAACUUCAUGCACAAGACUUGAGGAACUUGAUGGGAAAGAGAUAAGUGAGUUGUCUCGGCAAUUCUUAAUCAAAUGGAAAGCCUCAAAAGAUGCCAAGAAGAAUAUAACAGAUGGAAGAAUCAAAACAGGACAAAUCACAUAUCCAUUUUUUGCUAAUUUUCACAUGGGCCCUCAACAUCUCUUCGCCCACAAUACUGCUGCCAUUCUGGGGAAGAGGAAGCCGCUUCAGUUUAGGAGACCCAACAUGAAUACGAGGUCAAGCGCAGUGCGGACAGAUUGCGGAGGCGUGAGGACGAAGAAUCAUGAAGACCCCCUGAGCGCAGGACUAAUUACAGAUAUUCAAGAGACUGUAGUUCAGACUCACAUGGCUCUCUAAGCAUCCUCUAGAAGAAACUUUGUGGACCUCUUAGAUGUUUCCCAUGGCCUGCAGCGCACACGCAGACAGUUCAUGACGAGUGCAUGUGGAGUGGAUCUAAGCUUUCACAAAAGAUCAACUCCACAGUAAUUGUCUGUCAUGAUGUCAGAAUGUCAGAAUUCAGAGCUGUAACACUGACAGCAAGGACUAUAAAUCACAUUUCAUUCUAUGUGCUCAUACCCUGCCUGUCUUCGAUCAGAUUAUUGACAUCUACUUGAUUAAACAAUGGCAGUAAGAAUUUCUGGGUUUAAUCACAAUUCAAGAGCUUUAUUUUUUUUUUUUGUUAUAAAUAUAAUAUUUGUUGAAGAUCAGGACUUCUUGAGGCAGUGUUUAAAGUAAAAUAUAUUUUUAAUACUUUUUCUCUUUGCUUUGUGUCUUUGUGUACACUUCUGAAGUCACAGCCAGUUUAGUGUUGUUGUUGUUUUUUGUCAUAAUAUUGAAAAGGAUUUCUUUUAAAAAGGAAUUUUUUUUUGCAUUAUUAAUUGCAUUUGAAAUAUUAUUCUGCUACUUGUAAAAUUUUCUGUGAACAAACCUUAAAAUGCUCAAUUUCUCACAUCACUUUUUUAGCAUUUUUUAUUUAUUUCAUUUUAAUCGAUUUCACGUGUUUUCCGUUGCACAUUGAGCCAUCGUGUGUAAUGUAGGUUACCAUAAAUAUAUUCACUGUGAAGCAAUGAAGAACACACUGCAAUCAAACCUCUCAUUUGAUCACUGUAACCUACAAUAAAGCCCAUGCUGUAAUUGGUCUA